AUGGCGUCGUCUGAUAAUCUGGUUAACAUUGAACAGAACCCGUGGAAAUUUGGUCCGGGAAUGGGGGAUGGUUGGAUAUCUGAUUUCUUCACCAAAGAAACAGAGACGCUAACAAGAGCUUUAACGAAAUCGUUUACAAAUUCCUCACCAACCGACUGCACAUCGACCGAAAUGACGGACUCUUUGCUGUUGAAACCGGAAACUACGUCGUCUCAAACACCUACACCUUCCGGCUGUUCAGAAAAUGAAGUUCCGUUUUCCAAACGCCGGAACGUUGGGGUGACUGGGAAAAUAACCAAACGUAAAUCUCGUGCAAAGAAGCGCGCAACGACGACGUUUAUUACUGCGGAUCCGGCGAAUUUCAGGCAAAUGGUGCAGCAGGUGACCGGCGUAAGAUUCGGCAGCGAAUUGAAUGAACUGAUUCCGUUUUCGCCGGAGUUGAAGCCCGAUCAGCAGAGGCCACUCAGCAUGUUUCAAACCGGUUUUACCUUGCCCACCCUUGACACUUCAUCUUUCCUGCUGGACCAGCAAGUGUUUCAGCCGCCAGUAAUUAAUGAACCUCAGCCGCCCACGGUGCUUGCUGACAGUGGCGCAACUGGUUUUAGCUUUGACUCUUUUUGUAGCUUUCCCACCCUUGAGUCUUGGAAAGUUAUGUGA
Messenger RNA from Fraxinus pennsylvanica, 657 nucleotides. Lineage: Eukaryota; Viridiplantae; Streptophyta; Magnoliopsida; Lamiales; Oleaceae. The record is from the annotation of a GenBank genome assembly.